Messenger RNA from Hemiscyllium ocellatum (epaulette shark), 1515 nucleotides. It is a transcript of the gene mdh1b, whose product is annotated as malate dehydrogenase 1B, NAD (soluble). The record is from RefSeq and is a predicted model, not a curated record. Gene Ontology annotation, molecular function: L-malate dehydrogenase (NAD+) activity. NCBI's taxonomy places the organism in Eukaryota, Metazoa, Chordata, Chondrichthyes, Orectolobiformes, Hemiscylliidae. Gene Ontology annotation, biological process: tricarboxylic acid cycle; malate metabolic process; oxaloacetate metabolic process. The coding region runs from base 4 to 1515 and encodes 503 amino acids. The transcript has 9 exons.
AAAAUGGCCAAGUUCGUGUUGGCAGGUAAAGCAAACUGCGGUUAUUAUGCCAAGGCAGAACUAUUGGCAGAUUAUCUUCAGAAAAACUUGCCAGAUUUCCACGUCUUUAAAAUUGUCCAGUCACCUGACAAAUGGGAGUCAUGGCUUCAAGCAUUAUGUAAAAAAAAUGGCUGGGUGCAUCAAAACUCCCCGAUAAUAUGGCGAGAACUUGUGGACCGUGGAGGAAAAGGAUUACUGUUGGGCGGAUUCAAUGACUUUAUGGAGUAUGCACAGGGUUAUUAUGGCUUUACUUCUGAUAUGAUGACUACACUCAUGCUCAAGAUUGCAAAGGAGAACAUGAAGACUAACGAAAAAGAGAAGGAAGAAGAAGCAAUUCACAGGAUUCAGAAAAAAGCAAUGGCAAUCUGGAUUUGCGGAGCAUUGUGUCCUGCGUGUAUUAAUCUGAUCCCUACCUUGCUAAAUGGAGAGGUGUUUGGUCACAGCCAAGAGGUCAGCCUAAAUCUGCUGCACAUUGAUGGGCCUCUGAGCAUUUUACAAGGCAUACAAAUGGAGAUUGAAGACAUGGCCUGGCCUCUACUUCAAAAAGUAACGGUGCAAAAUAGCCUGAGAAAGGCUUUCAUGGAUGCCGAGGUCAUCAUUCUUCUUGACGAUCUUAUGCCAGAGAAGGGUCAAUCAAUUGAAGACUGUUACAGAGAAAUGGGCGGUGUCUACCAAGAAAUUGCAAUUAAGAUUGACACCUUUGCAAAACCCAGUGUCCGUGUGAUUGUGGCUGGUAAUUAUAUCUUGAAUUUGAAAACAUACCUCCUUAUGGAUAGUGCAUACGCUAUUGAUCACUGUAACUUUGUAGCAGUGUCAACUCAGUUGGAAGGAGAAGCUAAAGCACUGCUAGCCAGCAAGUUGAAUGUGAGUCCACUUGAUGUGAAAGAUGUGAUUGUGUGGGGAAAUAUUGGCAGAAGUACGUACAUUGAUCUGCAUAAAGCACGGGUUCAUCAAUAUGAAAGUGCCAUCUGGGGUCCACCUGAGUUCUCACGUCCUGUGUUGGAGAUGCUGCGUAAUAAAAAUUGGAUCGAAGAGGAAUUUGUGGAAGAAUUGCAUGAGCAUCGACCAAAAAUUCAAGCAGCAUUGAAACACAGUCUGGGCCUCUCCACUGCCGUUGCGAUACAUAAAGUCUUGAAUUGGUGGUAUCAUGACUCACCACCAGGGGAGUUUAUAUCUCUUGGAGUUGUCAGUCAAGGUGAUUUUGACAUUCCAUCAGGCAUCAUCUUCUCUGUGCCAGUUCGAUUCUGUGGUGGAAAGUGGGUGAUUCAGUCACAGAUUGAGAUCAGUGAGGAGACAAAAGACAAACUGAAGGACAUUGUUCAAGAACUGAAGAAGCUGUCCGCUGCCCCGCCUCAAGGCUCACUGUUUGGCACCCCACUCCCCGAACGAGCUGGGGAGCCAGACAGCAAGCUGGGCAUCAAGUGGCAUCAGGAGGUGAGGCACGGAGGGCAGCAAGCAAGAGGCAGCAACAACUAG